AACGGGCAACCUGGCCACCUUCACGUAUCGUCCGCUAGGAGCGGUAGUUUCGUUUGUUGGUUUUACGAUCACGAUCGUGAUCGAUGGAGGUUUGCGGGUUGGAAGUGUUGGUUGUUCAGAGGGGGGUAUACUCCACGCGGUGUACAUCGAGUACGUCAAUUAAAUGGUACGAUUUUUUUUUUUUCUUUAGAUGGGGGAUUAAUAAAAUUAUCAAUUUUGAAUUUUUUAAAACCAUAAAAAAAUCGCAAGUGCAACAUAUCGAUUGUUAUGUUUUCAUGUAUGACAAUUCGGAAAAUGAGUUUAUUUUUCACGUACGAGUUCGUUAAACCCUUGAAAUUUGAUUUUUUUUUUUACUUAGAAUCGUGAGAAAUAAAUGAAGUGAAGGAUGGAGGAAUUUCUUAUGAUUUAUUUUUUUUCUUACGAAUUCAUCUUCUUACUAUUUUUUCUUUCUUAUGAAUUCAUCUUCAUACUCGAAUACAUGAUCGAUCCUAUAUGAAGAUGAAUUCAGACGAUUCAGAAAAUGUGUUUAUUUUUUUUUGAUAGGAGCUGUACUUCAUCCUGAUGCAAACAGCAGGUAUUGAACUUUGAACUAAAAAUAAUUGAAAUUUUGAUCGAACACAUAGGUAUUUUAUUCUCUUCAAAUGGUUAUUCACCUCAUAGGUACCUAUUUUAUUAUUACAAAAUGAACGUAAUUUUAUUCUCUUUAAAAUGGAUGCUUAGGUAGGUACGAUAUUAUUGUAAAAUGAUCGUAAUUUUAUUCUCUUCAAAAUGGUUCUUCAUCCAGAUACAAGCGGUGUGUAUUGAACUUCGAACUCUGAAAUUUUGAUCGAACACAUAGGUAGGUAUUUUAUUUUUAAGUGGGUGCUUAGGUAGGUACAAUAGAAGUGAUUGGAAAAAUAACGGUACUCAAAUUAAUUUUUUUUUGUCUAAUCGUCAAUUCAUUCAUGUAAAAUGAGUGUUUUGCUUCAUCAUUCGAUUUUAAAAUGCUGAAUUGACGAUUCAGCAAAUUAAAUUUUGCAUGUAUAUUUACCGUUUUUUUUUUCUAUAACCGUUACUUUGACCAUUAUAAAACAGAUAUUUGCCCGGAAAUUCAUAUCAGUUGUUCUGUUCUGUUUUCAUCAAUAAUUUCGACUUUCGCUUGUGAACUGUGAUCGUAUUUUUUUUGUCCAAAUAACAACUAUAAUAUUUUCAUUUUUCAUCUCGCUCCGUAUUCGUUUCGUUAUUGUAACUGAUUAGAAUAAUUUUUGUCCUUAGCUUGCAAACCAAAGCUUUGAUCGAUUCCGUUUUUAUUGAUAAUUUUAUUUAAAAUUUUCAUCUCGAUACGUUUUCGUUUGUUACAAGAUUUUUGAAUUUUGCGAAUUAUUCAUUUUUGAAAAUUUGCUACUGUUUUACCUGUUCCCCAAGGGUUCAUCUCGUGUUGUUUUCAUCGAAGGUGUUUGUUUCUUCUCGACUUUUUUUUGAUUUUGAUUUCCUGUGUUCUAAAGAAGAAGAAAAAAAUGGCUUCAAAUAAUUCCUCUACGUCUACGUCUACAUCAUCAUCGUCAUCUUCAAGCUUAACCAUGACAAACAAUCCAGUUGAAUAUCGUUUUACUGCUAGCUGCCCCGAUUUCGUUGCGCAGGAUAUAAUUUACAUACUGGAAAAUAUAUUUGACGAAUCGUCAUGGAUGAAUGUCAAGAUAGAGGAAAAAGGAGAACAUACAGUAGAAUUUACAAUUCCUUUUCCGGUUAAAUUGCAGACCGUCAUAAAAAAAGUAACAGAGGCAGGUUUUGAAAACCUAUCAAUUAAUACCAUAAAUGUAUCGGAAGUGUCCAGGAAACGAUUUUUAGAGUUAAAAACUCUGCAACAAAAAAAACGCAAGUUGAUGAACAGAAUGCUUAUACGUGAAGGAGGUGAAGAAGAAGUCAAUGAUGGAAACUGAAAAAAAAUUUGUUGAUCUACUUACUGAUUUUAUUCAACUUGUAAUUCCAUGUUUUCUUUAAAUUAUUUUUUUUUUUUUUCAUUGAAAAUACAUAAUGAAUACUUCUGAGAA
Molecule: messenger RNA, 2030 nt
Organism: Planococcus citri (citrus mealybug)
Lineage: Eukaryota; Metazoa; Arthropoda; Insecta; Hemiptera; Pseudococcidae
Exons: 4
Coding region: 1497-1919 (140 amino acids)
Source: RefSeq, a predicted model, not a curated record